This is a messenger RNA of Anopheles cruzii, 2541 nucleotides long. RefSeq lists its product as uncharacterized. The coding region runs from base 13 to 2541 and encodes 842 amino acids. Gene Ontology annotation, molecular function: protein binding. The transcript has 6 exons. The record is from RefSeq and is a predicted model, not a curated record. Lineage: Eukaryota; Metazoa; Arthropoda; Insecta; Diptera; Culicidae.
GCCCAACAGCUAAUGAUAGGCACGACGGUCGCGGACGGUCUGCUGCUGGGCGACACCUGCCAGCACGAUAUGGACUGUUCGGACAGCGUGAAGGGCAGUUACUGCACCCUGGAGGGCCUCUGCGAGUGUAGCCCUUUCUACGUGCGUCUCAACGCGUCGUCCUGUUUGCCGUCCCAACUGCUCGAGAGCGAGUGCCGCCUAUCGGAGCAGUGCUGGAUGCGGGUGGCCAACAGCAGCUGCCUCGACGGUCGCUGUCAGUGCGACGGUGGCUUCCUGCAGUUCCGCAAACACACCUGCCUUUCGCCCGCUCAACCGGGCACGGUUUGCUACAGUCACGCGCACUGCCGUAUGUGGGACGGGGAAAGUCACUGCGAUUUCCUGAUCCCUAACCUGUUCGGCCGCUGCCAGUGUACGUCGCCGGCGCGCCAAAACGGGCCAACCUGCGUGACGGAACCGGCCCGUGACCAGGAACACCCGGUCGGGUUUGCGAGGCCCCAGCAGCAGCAGCAGCAGCAGGCUCCCGAGGAGACGGCCACGCCGAAGGGAGAAGGGCCCGAGACGACGGCGGCGGCGGCGGACGGUGGUGGUUCGAUCGAUCGGAUGUCGACGACGACCGAGGACGACGUGAUCAUCGUAGAAAACUUCUUGGAGACGACGACGAUGGACGUCGAUGGGGGGAUGAGCGCGGCCGAGGAUCACAUUACCACCGAGUACCAGCCGGGAACGGAGUCGACAGAGCAGGCCGAGGAAGAUGACACCACCAUGACGGACUUCAUCGAGAUCACCACCGGCCCGGAGACGACGACCGUAGGCGUCCACACGACGCGCAACGGUAUGGAGGAGUACGAAAACACGGAAGAGUACGCUGACCUGGAGCGGGAGGUGGAGCAGCAGUUCCGGCAACAGGAGCUGGCCGAUGCCCUGGCCACGACUACGGCGGCCGCUUGGGCAAACGAGAUUGCCGACGUCAUCACCAGCCAGGAUCGGGAAGACCGGGAUCCAACAACCACCACGCGGACCACCGUCGAGAUUGCGGUGCAGGACGCGGACGCGGGAAGCCCGGAAACGACCGAGGAAGAGCCGACCUCGACGACGGCGGGCGAGCGCGACACGGAACCCACCGGAAGCGGGAAUGAAGUUGAGCUUGUGGCACCGUUCGAAACGGUCGCUCCGGAAGCCGAUGGCCAACAGGCUGCAUCGCUGGUGCAGGAAGUGGCCGACGAGCGGGUUACCACCACGCUGGGCCAAACCGAGCGCUACGAAGACACGACGACGGCUCGCCGGGUUGCCGCUGAACAGGAAACGCAACCGGAGGCCGAUGCCCCGACGACGACGGAGCGCGUCGAGCAGUACUACGAUGUGCAGCUGCGCCGCCAGGACUCGAAGCUGUUCGACGAGGACGAUACGGAGGAGCUGGUGGAGCAAGGACCGUCGGCCGUGGGCAAGGAGCGGUACGCGGCCCGCGAAACGACGGCCCACUUCGAGCGGGACAACGAAAUCGCUGGCUCGGAACCGACUCGCUCGACGACGACGGAAACGCUGCUGCGUUUGGCCAACCGCCGCACGACGGCCAUGGAACCGGAAGCGCCGCUCUCGACGACCGUUGCCUCGGUGCUGCUGGAGACGACCACCACUACCACAACAACCACAACGACCACAAAACCGCCGAAACGCCGAACGGUGGCCACAGGCAUUCGGACUCGCGUGGAUCUCGGAGAUGGGCCCGUUUCGCUGGGCUUGGUCUGCGCCAACAGUGACCAGUGCCAGCUGGCCGACCCGUACAGCUACUGCAACGACGAGGGGCGCUGCGACUGCUCUUUCCACCAGCCGGACGACUCUUGCCGCGCCACCAACACUGGCUGCUCUCGCGGAACGUUCCAGUGCCGAUCGAGCGGAAUCUGCAUCAGUUGGUUCUUCGUGUGCGACGGCCGGCCCGACUGUAGCGAUGCGUCGGACGAGGAGUGCAGCUUUGCGACAACGUCGGCCAGCAACGGGACGGAAUUGAGCUGUCCGGAGCUGUCGUUCCGUUGCGGACAGAGCGGCCGGUGUAUCUCGCGAGCCGGUAUCUGUGACGGCAAGGUGCAGUGUCCGCACGGGGAGGAUGAGGUCAACUGCGAUUUCCGGAAAUCGCGCCGUUGCCCACAGCACACGUUUAUGUGCCGCAGCGGCGAGUGUCUGCCGGAGUACGAGUACUGCAACGCGAUCGUGUCCUGCCGGGACGGGAGCGAUGAACCGGCGCACUUGUGCGGAUCGCGAGCCGUGCCGAACUUCUUCGUCAAGCUGCUGAGUGCUCCGACGGCACGCGGCCGUAACUACUGUCCUAUGCGGUGCGGCAAUGGCCGGUGCCGAUCAACUGCCAUCGUUUGCUCCGGACGGGAUGGCUGUGGCGACGGCAGCGACGAAGAUCGGUGUUCCGUUUGCCGAUGCCCGGCGCCAGCCUACAGCAACCCGGCAACCCUGCAGUCCGUCACACCGGCCGUCGUUUCGAAGCCCCGGAGUAGGACGAGCCGCAUCACCGGUGGUCGCUGGACGCGAACAUAG